AUUAUGUAAAAUUCGCAGUAUUGUAGAUCUGAGCUUUAGUAUUUAAACAACGCAUCGUAAGGAUAACGUUCUACUGGGGCUAAUAACAACUUAAAGUUCAACUUAAAUACAUAUGGCAUUUUGUGAAUGCUUCGGCAUUAAAAUGUUGACGUUACUCUGUAUCUGUUCUGUUUUGUUCUUCUCUGUGAAAUUGACGGAAUCUGCUGCAUUUAAAAGUGUUGAUGAAGAAAGACAAUGUCAGAGUGUAGCAACCUUGACGAACGGUGUGAUCAUUGGCGACGUACGCAACAAUAAUGUCAGCUACAAAUGCGACCACGGCUUUUUCAGCAACGUUCCGAAUCUGCAGCAAAUAUUGUUCAGCUGCAAAUAUAUCCAAGAGCUUGGCAGCGUGGCUUGGAAAGGUCAAGGAAUAGAAGUGAAGGGAAAACAAGGACUUCAAGCUUUGUACUUCAACGCCGUCAAAUGCAGUCCAGGUUGCCCUCAACCGGAUUAUUCAAAGUUUCCAGAGAAUUUGAUGGUGAAUUCUAUCAGCAGCGCAAAACUGAUAAUUGUUAAUUCGACCGGCUUGCCGAUUGAAGACCCGACAUAUUUCCUGUCUGGAGACACAAUUGCAUGGACAUGUGAAGAGGGUUACGUACACACUGGACUUCCUGGAAAUGAGACAAAUCAAGAGUUUGACAACUAUAACAUGUACAAUGAAUAUGAAACCAGUAAGGAUGAAUCAGUCGCUCCUGCAAAAGCGCUCACGUGCGGUGAUGAUGGCUAUUGGAACAGCGGCGAUGAUGAAGACUUAGGAUUUUGUAAAGAAAUAACAUGUGACGCAAGGGAUUACCAGAACAUCCGUAAUGGGAUGGUUGCAAACUACAAACAUGUCUACGAGUUCAACGAGACGAUGACGCUUGAUUGCGACCAUGGGUUUCGGCCUUACAAAAAUCAUGAAUAUUUGCACUGUCUUGACGAAGAAAGUUUCGAAGAUGAAUACUUCGGUUGUGAAGCUAUCACUUGUCCAAGGCCCCCAGAACCGCUACAUGGUGGACUAGAAAGAACGCAGUUGUAUUACUACCCGAACCAGACCGCAGAGUUCUAUUGCGACCCCGGCUACGUUAUGAAGGGAGCCAGAACCUGGCAGUGUCUGGCGUCUGGCAUUUGGGAUAAGCCCUGUGUUCGGUGUGCCCGAGCAGACAACCACUGUCAACCUCCGUGCAUUCCGUUUGGUGCGCAUGUCAUCAACCCACCACGUAGAAUAGACAUCGGCACGACGAUGGAGUUUGCCUGUGACGAACAGAUGAACGGACGUCCGACUAACAGGACAUGCCUGUUAAGCAAACAAUGGAGUGGUGAACAAAUAGAUUGCACAGGACGGUCUUUGUUUAUGUCCGACAUGAACGACGUGAUAAGAAUUGCAACUGUUAUCAAGAGAACACAGGACUCUGCCAAUACGGCCGCCAAUGCUUACGAUGAUUCAUAUGUAAUAAGCAUUGCAUUUGAAACUGGUGUUGAUGUCUACUUCCUAAUGGAUGUCUCGAAAAGUAUUGAUGAACGCCAAUUCGAACAGAUGAAAAAAUGCAUCAAUGGUGUAGUUGAAAAUCUGGGUUUAAACAACACUCAAGAUUCAACCCGAGUCGGAGUGUAUCUGUUUGCCACCAAUGUGAAAGCAACGUUCACGCCUCGAGAUCGUCUCAGUGCAAGUGAGAUGAUUGCUGCACUUGAUAAAACAUCUCUCCGUGACUCCCGAGUGGACACAGGUCUUGGAACGGCGAUAAGCAAGGCGUUAGACUAUAUGCAGCGCUGACAUUCACGCGAAAAGAUUAACUUCUGGUAUCCGCAUAUCCCGAGAUGUUAUAAUUCUGCUAAGCGACGGCAAAUACACUCAAGGCGGCAGCCCAGUGACGAUGGCCGAGCUAUUGAAGACACAGUUUGAAGUCCUGUUUUUCUCCAUCGCAUUCGGCUCUAACGAUGACAAGGCUGGCUUCCGAGUGAUGGAACAGAUGGCCAGCAAAGUCGAGGGCGAACAGUUUUACUUUGCAAUGGAAAGCAAGAAUGGCAAGACCGCAGACGGCUAAUAGGUUAUAUUACCUAUGCCAGCACAAAAUGAACAAAACAUGUGCCAUAUAGACUAGUAAUAUAUUAGAUUCUGCAGAAAGCUUAAUGACAAUUGCUCAUUGCUAUUUCACAGUUGCAAAACUCGUACUUCUUCUUUCCAAUAAUCAGUAACAAUAAGAAUUAAGGUGGGAACCACAUUGUAGCCAAUAACUAAAACAAACUUCAUGUUGUAUAAAUUAACUUCCUAUAGCAUUUAUCAAGUGGUAAAUAUCAUUUAGCAAAUAUCAUAAUAAGCAAACGGUGGACUUUUGUUGUUUAUAUACUUCAAAAUUUAGCAAUACUCAUACAGCAACUCUCAAAAGGCAAAACACAUAGACCAAAGGUCUUUCAUAUAACACAACACAUUGCAUUAAUAAACCAAUUAAUCCACCAGAAUUGUAAUAUAAGUGUAAUUUAUCUAAAUGUGUUAGAACUUCAGCAGUUAACUCACCCAAAUAAGCCAUUCCAUCAGGAACGAAUAGUAAAAUCUACACAAUAUCAUGUACAAUCAGACCAGAGUUAAUGCUAAAUUGUAGGACAAUGUUCAAUGUCUUCAACAAAUUAAGAAAAUAAAAUCGGCGCCAUGACUGCCCCUGGCCUCAGUCCAACAGCAUACCUAAAUUGAUCUGAAUAUGAUGGACAUGAUUCAACACGGGACUUUACAUUUGCGUACCUAUCCUUCAGUAUUCUAAGCAAUAUGCAUUGUUUACCUUUCUUUAACAAUUUUAACCAUAUUGCAUUGUUUUUAUAAACUAUUUACACAUUUUAACAUAUCGACGUUUAUAAGAUACACACGUUUAUUUUCAUUUACAUAUUCUUGAACAACUCACAUCAGUAUGAAAGUAGCAUCAACAAUUGAAUAUCAUUUCCGAAAUCCGAGCUGAGCAUCCGUAAUAAUAGUAUUUUUUACUUCAAAAAGUAUUAAUGGGCUUAUUUAAAAUAGUGGUAAAUCAUUUUGAUAAAACAACUUACUGGAGUAAUCCCUUAAGAGGUAUAAACAUGAUAAAAAGUAUUUUUUUCAUUCAAAUGAAUUUCAAGCUCAUUCUGUCCAUUUAUGGUGUAAGAAGCCAUAUACAAUGAUACCGUUUAAUGACUAACCCAAAUUGGCAGAUAAAAUAUCACUUCAUACAAUAAUAUAUUUAUUUCAAACAGAAUCACUUCCAGAUGAUUUAUUUUGUUUUGCAAAUUGCACAAUUGUCUUGUUUAAAAUCGUAAUUCAAACAUAAAUUGUCUGCUUUAAAAAUCAGACAUAUUGUUGCAAAGGUAUUUAAAUUCUUCUAAAGAUAUUUUAUUAGUAAUGACUCUACUUUAUUAUUUCGAAAAAAGGCACAAAGUGCCCUUGGUGUUUUUUCCGUAAUUUAAAAAUGUUCAACAAUUUUUGUAAAAUAAGCUUUAUAAUAUAUCUUACUUGGACAUAAGCAUUCUCAGUUUAUAUCUGUUUUACAAUAGUUAAGAACACGUAAAUGUGGUUGUAUUAUAAACAUGACUUAAGAAAUAACGGAUCAACUCAACACCAGGGCGAAUUUUCUUCAGUAAAACUAUUUAACACGUCAUUAAUUGAUGAUCGACUUGAAAAAAUAUAUUUUGCACAAUAGUAUUAACUUACAGGUAACAUGGAACAAAUCACUGAACAGACUUGCUCUUGUAACGCAUCGUCCAUUUUUUUAUAAAUCAAUUUAAUCGAACGAUACACAAUUUAACAAGACAACAGCAUGCUCUGUUAUGACAGGUUACUUUCGCCCGUAGCUAGUUUAAUAAACAGAUACCAAUUUCCCGAAUGCCAAGCAGACAAUCAGAAGAAAAGAACUGACUUUCACACAAUUGCGGACAAUUCAAUACUGUAUAUGAAGACAAAACAUUUGUACGAUUUGCAAAAUUAGUCAAUCCGCUGAUGAUUGUAUGGCGUGCGAAAAACAAAUAAUAGUACCUUAACCGCAGCCCGUUCUUUGAAAUCAGUAUAUCUUGCAUAUGUAUAUUGCGUCAUCGCGCGGAGCAAACGCGGCCAAUGACAUUGACUUUCCAACAGACCACAGUCCCGUUAGCCUGUUAUAAACCAAUUAUAUAAGUGUCAAUUUUCGCAUGACAGACCAUUACUAACUUAUAUUUUGAACCUCUUCGUAUGCGGUAUUCAUACAUCAUACAUAUACUCAGCAAUAAGCCAUCGUCGCAGCAACAUCAAAUAAAUACACAACUAAUAUAUGUAUAUUAUUAAAUUUUUAUUGCUGUUCUCUUUGUUGGCGUGUUUUAUCAUAGCAACAUGAACGUUUAAUAACCAUUUCCGAAAUAUGAUGUGAAUGUAGUCGAUUGGAGAUUUGUAAUCAUAAUUUUUAUGACAGCCAUGUAUUAUUGUUUUUCUUUUACAAUCAGAAAGCAAUGUAUAACAUUUUUAAACCAUUGGUAUCAGCUUCAAAGUUAUGUUUACAUCAGACCAGAAAACAUCUCAUUGGAAAGUAUGCUGUUAUAAUUAAACAUCAAAUGACUUGCCUUUGUUUCCGCAAAUACUAUUGGGUGCUAUUACACACCCAGAUUAAUAUGGUUUCCAAACAAACACAGUAAUACGUACUAUUAGGCUAAUCAUAAAUCUGCAAACAUUUUAAUAAAAAAAUGAGAAGAUUGCUCUUACGUUCGAUCAUUCUUGACACGUUCACGCGAUUUGAUACAUUUGCUGAUUUAAAACAUCACCAAUUUAAGUUGAUUCUUAAUAUGCGUUAGAUAUUCGCAAUUAAUAAUUGUAAUACCAGACAGUGCAUAAUGUGUUUAUAAACUGUUAACAGUGAUGCAUGUUAAUACAAAACUAACAUUACAACAUUAAUGGGCUUUUCACGCUUAGGUUAAUUCACAAAAUUAAAAAAUGUUUCAGAUUUGCAAAUUUUCGUUGUUGUUUUGAUAUUUGUAAGGAAACAGUAAUACUGAACAUUUACCAUGCUCUAAAAUAUCCAUUAUAUGCAUUUUUGACAAUUUAAAAACUUGAAAAUAAUGCGUUACAACGCAAAACAAAUGUAUACUUUGGAGAGUUGUGUUGCUGUCGUUAUAUUUUGUGACACUAUGAGGAUUGCUUAAACCAUCCCAAGGGAAAGAACCCCGAUAAUGGUGUAGAACUCUUUGUCUAACCCUUUUUCCAGUAUGUAUGUUUGGAUCAAAUGUAUAAAUUUGUAUAAAUGUCAUGCUUUUAGAAAUAAAAUAUGUUAAAAGUGA
Molecule: messenger RNA, 5277 nt
Organism: Dreissena polymorpha
Lineage: Eukaryota; Metazoa; Mollusca; Bivalvia; Myida; Dreissenidae
Product: complement receptor type 2-like
Exons: 11
Coding region: 113-1792 (559 amino acids)
Biological process (GO): complement activation
Cellular component (GO): extracellular region
Molecular function (GO): serine-type endopeptidase activity
Source: RefSeq, a predicted model, not a curated record